GUUCCCGAAGAAGGGAGAGAGAGGGAGGGGCCAAAAGGGAGGCCUGCGUGGCAGCUGAGGACCGACAGAGCGACUUGCGGGCGAGCUCGCGUCCUUAACCGCUGUGCGGGCGAGGGAGCGCGCGUGCGCGUGAGCAGGAGAACGAGUCGGUCAGUCAGUGCGAGAGCGAAAACGAGUGGGGGUGGGAUUGGCAGCGGGAGCGCGCGAACGAGCACGAGCGGGUCGAAGUUGUGUCCGGGACUCCUUGCUCGCCUGCCCGCCUGAGGCACGGGGCCCGAGAAGCCGGGACACCUCCCUCCCAGAAGCAGCAGCCCGAAGGCUAAUAGUGGCAUGUUACUAUGGAAGGACAACACAAUCAUCCACAUCAUCUAGGGGACCAGAAUAAUCCACUGUGCAAAGUGGCGAGUCAAGAAUACCAGCAUGAUACUCAGCAGAGGCACUUGACAUCAUAUCCAUAUCGCUGCACACUAGCAGACUUUCAGAUAGAGAAAAAGAUUGGACGAGGGCAAUUCAGUGAAGUCUACAAAGCAACUUGUCUUCUGGACAGAAAACCAGUAGCACUGAAGAAAGUGCAGAUAUUUGAAAUGAUGGAUGCCAAGGCUAGACAAGAUUGCAUUAAAGAAAUAGACCUUUUGAAGCAAUUGAACCACCCCAACAUAAUCAAGUAUCUGGAUUCAUUUAUUGAAGACAAUGAACUUAACAUUGUGUUGGAACUGGCAGAUGCAGGUGACCUCUCUCAGAUGAUUAAGUAUUUUAAAAAGCAGAAGCGGCUAAUCCCAGAAAGAACAGUUUGGAAAUACUUUGUGCAGUUGUGCAGUGCAGUUGAACACAUGCAUUCCCGCAGGGUGAUGCACAGAGACAUAAAACCAGCCAAUGUGUUUAUAACAGCUACUGGAGUAGUGAAGCUGGGAGAUCUCGGACUGGGCCGCUUUUUUAGCUCCAAAACCACUGCCGCACAUUCCUUAGUGGGAACACCCUACUAUAUGUCCCCAGAAAGAAUUCAUGAAAAUGGCUAUAACUUUAAAUCGGAUAUCUGGUCUUUGGGGUGUUUAUUAUAUGAGAUGGCAGCUCUUCAGAGUCCCUUCUAUGGUGAUAAAAUGAACUUGUUUUCUCUCUGCCAAAAGAUAGAGCAAUGCGAUUACCCACCUCUUCCAGCUGAACAUUAUUCUGAAAAGUUGCGGGAGCUGGUCAGCAUGUGCAUAUACCCAGAUCCUGAUCAAAGGCCUGACAUUGGUUAUGUGCAUCAGCUAGCAAAACAGAUGCAUGUUUGGACCUCCAGCACUUGAAGAGUCAGCAAAUGUGCUCCAUGAAAAGCCAGCCCAGCUUAGUCUUACUUGAACCUUCUGUCUCAGAAUGAAACCAAGAGGUGCCUCACCAAAGUCAAGCGAGAGAGUUGAGCCUUCAUUGAAAGACGCUUCAUGAUUUCUGCAGGCCACUUGCAGGGUUCUCACAGAGUGGAUAUGCUCUCAGUGAAGGCUGUGAGAUGCUGCUGCAGGUGUGUGUUAUUCUUUUUAAAGCCAAUAACAUGUUACAGACGUAGAUAACUUAAGAUCCUUUCUUAAAACUGUUGUGUGUAAUCUAGGUUAGACUAAAAGCAAGGGUUUCUCACUGUGCAUCUGACACACCCCUUGUAUUUUAACUAAUGUGAAAUAUUGAAAUAAUUCCUUUGUGAAAUCACUUUAUACUAAUGUAAGAAUUUCAGUAGAAUUUGUGUAAUUUUGUAUAACUGCUACUUUGCCUCUUCUGCAAAUGGUUAAUAGCAAAUUCAGUUUCUAGUUCAUUUAUUUUUUAAAAGUAUCUGCCUGGAGUUUUUAUACUUUCCCUUCUUUGCAAAAAUAGAAUAUGGAGAAAGGGGAACACCUCUGAAAGUUUUUUUAAAAAACUGAAACUUUAAAAUGGCUAUUAUGCAUUGCAUUUUAUUUGUUAAUGUGGCUGCAGCUGAGGAAGACUCCAGAAUCUGCCUCACACCAAAGCUUUUUUGUAACGUUCCUUGCCUGUACAGGCAGAGAACUUGUGAGAAUCUCAAUAGCUAUUCUUACACGAAGACCAGUGUUACUGUAAGCAGAAGUUUUGUUGUUUUUUUGGGGGGGGGAUACCUUUUUGUAAAAUCACUGGUACUUCAGCAAGCCCACAAUUACUUUAAAGCAGUGUUUUUAAACAAUGUAGGGGUAUGACAUUGAGCAUGAAAUAAGCAAAGUUAAAGAAAAAAAUCAUUUUAAUUCAAUAUCACAACUCUUCUUUACUGUGAAAACUCAUUUAUAAAUGUGAAUAUUUUAAACAAGCUGAUUUGAAGGAAAUUUGUUAAGGCUAACUUAAAUUUUUCUCACAUAUUUUUAAAUCAGCCAAAUUAAUACACUGUCCCUAGAAAUGCCUAGUAGGAAUAGGGCUGCACUCCACAGUUUCUGAAAUACAAUAUUUAGAGGUGUGACAUCAGAGUUCUUCAAGGACUGGAGUAUGGCCUCUGGGCUGAAGCCUCAAAGGAAAUACUACUUUUUCUAUAGAUAAAUGGCUAAAUGUACUUUCAGUGAGUUUCUGCAGCUCACUUCCUGCCUUUAUAAGGAAAAGGGCAGUGCCAACUGCUAAGCAAUUUUGAAGUAAUCCUCCAAGGUGUUAAUAGCAAUCUGUUUAAUUGCUGUGAAGUUGCAUGUAUUACAAGCCCACAGAGAAGUCCAGUCUAUUGAUCUCUUUAGA
Molecule: messenger RNA, 2691 nt
Organism: Gekko japonicus
Lineage: Eukaryota; Metazoa; Chordata; Lepidosauria; Squamata; Gekkonidae
Gene: NEK6
Product: NIMA related kinase 6
Exons: 10
Coding region: 339-1286 (315 amino acids)
Biological process (GO): protein phosphorylation
Molecular function (GO): ATP binding; protein kinase activity
Source: RefSeq, a predicted model, not a curated record